CCACGAAGAUGUUGCAGCGGAAUUAUUACUGGCCGAACAUGGCCGAUGACGUGCGCACGUGCGUGUCCUCCUGCACUGCCUGCCAGAUUAUGAAAUCGUCGCAUCAGCGAGCAGCCGGACUACUACAGCCGUUGGAUCCGCCCGAGCGACCCUGGCAACAUGUCACGAUGGACUACGUGACAGGACUACCAGCCGGUCCCAGCGGAAACGACGCCAUCCUCGUGGUCGUUGACCGACUCAUGAAAAUGGCGCACUUCAUUGCCUGCCAACAGAUCAUCACUGCCGAACAAACCGCGCAACUGUUCCUCACGAACGUCAUCCGACUGCACGGACUGCCCUCCGCCAUCAUUUCAGACCGAGACCCGAAAUUCACAUCGAAUUUCUGGCGCCACCUGUGGGACCAAUUCGGCACCAAACUCCAAUUUUCAUCCGCCUACCACCCACAGACCGACGGGCAGACCGAACGCGUCAACCAGACCAUGGAGCAACUGAUUCGCACUACCUGUACUGAACCAUCGACAUGGGAGAAAUCCCUUCCGCUACUAGAAUUCACGUAUAAUAACGCGACCUCCGCCACAACCAACCAGUCCCCAUUCUUCCUCAACUACGGACAGGACCCAGUAGUACCCUCUACACCGACCAUCGAGUCGCCCGUGCCCCGGUCCCAGAAAUUUGCUGAAGACAUUCUCGCCGCUCGAGAAAAAGCAGCUGAGGCCAUCCGGAAAGCCAACCUAGUUGCAAGCCGACAAGCCGAUCGUCAUCGCCGUGACGUCACUUACAAAGUGGGAGAUCUAGUCCUCCUCGACACCCGCAAUCUGCGGCUGCCGAUCCCGAGCAAACUCCGACCCAAUUUCUGCGGACCUUUUCAAGGAAAUACAGACUUCGAGAAAAAGGCCUGCACCCCAGGCACAUAAGCAUGCCAUAACCCAGUGACAAGCUCCAUGGCUCCUACCAACGCGGGGGCUGAAUCUACUUUCCGAGGGAGUGCGCGAAGGCUUUAGGACUCCCAUCCGCCUCGAAACGGACCACUGUUCCGCCUCGCGACCAUCUCCCCUCCGCCACGCCGCGAUUCUCCCUGCCACCCCGAUGCAUAUCUCCUUCCGCCACGGCGCGUAUCUCACUUCCGCCAUGGCGCGUAUCUCCCUUCCGCCACAUCUCGCGUAUCUCCCUUCCGCCACGGCGCCAUUUCCCAACCUCCGGGCCGCCCAUCACCCUUCCGCCCUGGCACCCGCCUCAGUGCCACCCCUCCGCAUUUCUCCUAUCCGCCUCCACGCAUUUCAACCAUCCGCCUCGCCGCCCGUAUCCCUUCCGCCACGACGCCUUUCCAACUUCCGCCGUGACACGAUACUCCCUCCCGACUCGCCGCGACUAUCCCAACCGCCUCCCCAUGACGCUCAACCUUCCGCCUCGACGUCCUUCUCCCUUCCGCCUUGACGCCCCCCUCCCGCCCGCCACGACUCGUUUCUCCAGUCCGACGCGACGAGUUUCUCCCAUCCGCCUACACGCGAUUCUCCCUGCCGUACCUCCGCGUUUCCACCAUCCGCCUCACCGCCCUACUCCCUCCCGCCUCGCCGCCCUACUCCCUUCCGCCCCGCCGCCUCACUCCCUUCCUCCUCGACGCCCUACUCCCUUCCGCCGCGACGCCCUACUCCCUGCCGCCUCGACGCCCUACUCCCUUCCCCCUCGCUACCCUACUCGCUUCCGCCUCGACGCCCUACUCCCUUCCGCCUCAACGCCUUGUUUAGGUGCCCCUCAACACCGUCGACCUCAGGCCCGACGCACGUCACCCUUCUCAUCGUCGCCGCGCCCCACAAUUCCGCAACAGGACGAUAAACAAAGGGGGAGCAUCGCCGUCCGCCCUGACCCGCGCCGGCCGACUUCCAUCCCCACGACGCGUCCAAGCUGCCCCGCUCCCACGCUCCUCCAUCUCCACCCAUCCCGUCCUAUCUCCUCUCAUCUCCUCCCAUCCCGUCCCAUUCCCACCCAGCUCCUCCCAUCCCGGCCCAUCCCCACUCAGCUCCUCCCAUCCCGUCACAUCCCCACCCAGCUCCUCCCAUCCCGUCCCAUCCCCACUCAGCUCCUCCCAUCCCGUCCCAUCCCCACUCAGCUCCUCCCAUGCCGUCCCAUCCCUGCCCAGCUCCUCCCAUGCCGUCCCAUCCCCACUCAGCUCCUCCCAUCCCGUCCCAUCCCCGCCCAGCUCCUCCCAUCCCGUCCCAUCCCCACUCAGCUCCUCCCAUCCCGUCCCAUCCCCACUCAGCUCCUCCCAUGCCGUCCCAUCCCUGCCCAGCUCCUCCCAUGCCGUCCCAUCCCCACUCAGCUCCUCCCAUCCCGUCCCAUCCCCGCCCAGCUCCUCCCAUCCCGUCCCAUCCCCACUCAGCUCCUCCCAUCCCGUCCCAUCCCCACUCAGCUCCUCCCAUCCCGCACCAUCCCCACUCAUCUGCUGAAACAUCCCGUCCAUUCUCCCGCCAUCUCCACCCACCUCCACCCAUCUCCUCCUCCUAUCCCAUCCUAUCUCCUCCCUCCUCCUCCCAACCCGUCCUAUCCCCGUGCAUCUCGGCCCAUCUGUCCCAUCUUCGCCCGUAACUCAGGCGCUGCUCAAGUGCCGGCAUGGAAAACAGGAACGGGUCAAGGGUGCCAGUGGUUGGGGCCGUUUGUCAACAAGUGAGGCACCUAGGGAUAAAUAGCAGCCUGAGAGAUACAGUCACAGGAACUUAGAUAGCCAUAGGAAAAGAGAGAGAGAACCUCCAUCUGAUACACAGAUAGCUACAUAAUACUGUGUAGGGCCAUGCCCUUCUGAUGCCAGGGGUUUGGAUUGUAAUGUAUAAGGACAAGCAU
Closterium sp. NIES-67 is the source of this 2835-nucleotide messenger RNA. The record is from the annotation of a GenBank genome assembly. NCBI's taxonomy places the organism in Eukaryota, Viridiplantae, Streptophyta, Zygnematophyceae, Desmidiales, Closteriaceae.